UUACGCUCGUCUCGUGGCUCAUUUCCAUGCAGGUUUACUGAAGCCUAAUUCUAUGUCGGAAAUGGGGUUUCAUAUUAACGGUCACGUUCUCAGUUUUUGGAAUGGCAGCAACAUUUACUCUGUCGCUAACAGGUUCUACAGAAGCGGCGAUACCUGAUAUGCAAGUUAGCCCAGCAAUCUUAAUAUAUCAAACCUCACAUCACGUUCUCAAACUACUGCGAUUGGUCCAGUCUGCUCAGCGCUGAGAAAAUUUAGCUAUUGCUACGUGACCAGGUCUGCUACUUCAUGAGGUUAAACCUGAGAAAUGACACGGAUUUUUUAAAUAUUUGAAUUUGUAUAGUUUGUUUAUAAUAGCCACUGGCUUGAUAAAAGAAUCGCAGAGUCUUUUCUUACAACACCAAGCCCCGCCCACUUUGUACCCUGUUCCAGUGAAGAUUGUGACGUCGUGUUUCAGUUCUGAGCGUUGAGCGCAGAUGCGUCCUGCAGUCAGUGAGGCUCGGCUGCAAUGUUAUAGUCUUUGCGAGAGCUAUAUUUCUGUCGGCACCGAUGUUUUCUCUCGUAAUCUUGCUCUCAUUCCUGGCUAUUUCGGCUGAUGCGGAUUUUUUUCAAUUCGAUAGCAUUUCAAAUGUUUCUUCCUAUUAUUUCAAUUACAUCUAUUGCAAUAUUUGGGAAGGGGACUGUCAACCACACCAGGAUGAUGCAACCCAACAAGUGGCUGCUGGGGACAUUUGGUCAGGGUUUCCCCAGUACUACACUGGCAUGCUGACUGCAUGGUACUGCAGCCUGGGUCAAUGCUGUGAUUCAGGAGACUGUAGAAUUACAAAUAACAUCACAGGAUUGGAAAAAGAUCUACAGGUGAAGCUUCAUGGGCAGCACCUGGUCCAGUCUGUGGUUCUGAAAGCCAUUCAGGGAUUCAUCAAAAACCCCGAGUCCAACAAACCACUGACUCUGUCCUUUCACGGCUGGUCUGGGACAGGCAAGAACUUUGUGGCCCGGAUAGUAGCGGACAACCUCUACCAGGAUGGUAUAAAGAGUGAAUGUGUGCGUUUGUUCAUUGCCCCAUUCCACUUCCCUCACGCGAGAUUGGUGGACGUGUACAAGGGCCAGCUAAGAGAAGCCAUUCGAGACAUGGUUCUGCGAUGCCCACAGACACUCUUUAUCUUUGAUGAGGCAGAAAAGCUUCACCCGGGACUCAUUGAUGCCAUAAAGCCCUACAUGGACCACUAUGAUAAUGUGGAUGGGGUCAGCUAUAGAAGAGCCAUAUUUCUGUUCCUAAGCAAUAUCGGUGGUGGUGCCAUCAAUGAGGUGGCACUUGAUUUCUGGCACUCGGGACAGAAUAGGGAAGAUAUCGGCAUGGAAGACUUGGAACAUCUUCUGCGUGCUGAAGCCAUGGAAGCAGAAGGAGGUUUUGCGCAGAGUGAGCUGAUUUCAGGCCAUCUGAUUGACUUCUUUGUACCAUUCUUGCCGCUGGAGUACCGGCAUGUGAAACUGUGUGCACAUGAUGCAUAUGCAGCUCGUGACCUUCAGCCGGAUGAGGGGACUCUGGAUGAAGUGGCUAAAGCCAUGCUGUACGUUCCUAAGGAGGAGAAACUCUUCUCUGCACAGGGCUGCAAAUCCAUUCCUCAAAGGAUCAAUUUCUUUUUGCCAUAACGGAGAGCAACAUAAGAUCACUGACAUUAAAGAAACACAGAGUAUACUUGAAUGAAGCAGAAAUGACUGCUGAUAUCUGAAAUGCAAAUUAUACAACGCUGACAAUGCAGAAAAAAACGUAAUAUGUAGAGUUUCAACUCUAUAUAGGACAGGGAGAGAGGGGUUUGCUCAUGGUAAACCCUACUGAAAUGAUAUUUUUGAGAACUUUUUAUCUGUAUCUAUCUUAUCUACUUCUCCCAAGCCAUGUUACAGUUUACAUGCAUUGAUAUGAACUUAAGCAACCUAACCUCUUUAAAAAAAAGACUGCAUUUACAGUAAUGCACUUACACUGGAAGCCUCUUAAGCAAGCAAAACCAGUGUUUGAAAUUUUUUUUUUUACAUUUACAGUUAAAUGGAAAUUGCUGUUUGCAACCUUUUUGUACUUCCAUACUAUGUAUUUCUGAGCAAAACAGGAUAUUCAAUAGAAAAAUUAAUUGAUUGGAUCUGCUAGGCUUUUCCUGUAAGUAUAUUGUUGUCAAAUGCGUUUUAAAAGACCAUUUUAAAUGUUUUUCUGUGGUAAUCGACUGAAUGUAAGUUUUCUUUAACCUGGAAUAUUUCUUUUAGUUGCUGUUAUAUAUUUUUGGC
Sinocyclocheilus rhinocerous is the source of this 2274-nucleotide messenger RNA. RefSeq names its product torsin-1A-like. Gene Ontology annotation, molecular function: ATP hydrolysis activity; ATP binding. NCBI's taxonomy places the organism in Eukaryota, Metazoa, Chordata, Actinopteri, Cypriniformes, Cyprinidae. The coding region runs from base 547 to 1650 and encodes 367 amino acids. Gene Ontology annotation, cellular component: nuclear envelope; endoplasmic reticulum lumen. The record is from RefSeq and is a predicted model, not a curated record. The transcript is spliced from 7 exons.